AUGCUGCGCCGUCAAGCACGCGAGCGUCGCGAUUACCUUUAUCGCAGAGCUCUGCUCCUCCGAGAUGCCUCUAUCGCCGAAAAACGAGCCCAGCUCAAGGCUUCCUUGGCCUCUGGAAAACCUUUAGAUCCCUCAAUUGCAAACGACAAGUCUCUCCGUGAAGACUUCAAGUACGAUGAAUCAAAAGAGAACGAAAUCGACAUCGACGAUGAAUAUGCUUUAACAUCCGGAGUUAUCGACCCUCGCCCUCUGGUCACCACCUCUCGCUCGCCUUCCGCUCGUUUGGGCGCCUUUGCGAAAGAAAUCCGUCUCCUCCUCCCAACCGCCAUUCGUCUCAACCGUGGUAACCUUGUCCUGCCCGACCUUGUCUCCAGUGCAACCUCUGCUUCUCUUACCGAUAUGAUCCUCCUGCAUGAGCACCGUGGUACCCCAACCGCCAUGACCAUUUCUCAUCUUCCCCACGGUCCUACUGCCAGCUUCUCCCUGCACAAUGUUGUUCUUCGUGCGGAUAUUCCAAAUGCUGCCCGGGGCACGGUAUCAGAGAGUUACCCUCAUCUGGUCUUCGAGGGUUUCAAGUCCAAGCUGGGUCUCCGGGUUGUUCAAAUCCUCAAGCAUAUGUUCCCACCCCGCGAGUCUGGCAAGGUUGGUAACCGUAUCGUUACCUUUGUGAACAAAGAAGAUAGCAUCGAGAUGCGCCACCAUGUCUUUGUGAAGACUGGAUACCGGGAUGUAGAGCUUGCGGAGGUCGGCCCACGCAUGACGAUGCGGCUCUUCGAGAUUCGGGGAGGCACUCUGGAGAAGGGCGGUGCGGGUGAUGUCGAAUGGGCUCUUACCCAGUACACAAGGACAAGUCGGAAGAAGGAUUACUUGUAA
Messenger RNA from Penicillium angulare, 873 nucleotides. Its product is annotated as snoRNA-binding rRNA-processing protein IMP4. Gene Ontology annotation, biological process: rRNA processing. NCBI's taxonomy places the organism in Eukaryota, Fungi, Ascomycota, Eurotiomycetes, Eurotiales, Aspergillaceae. The record is from RefSeq and is a predicted model, not a curated record. The transcript has 2 exons. Gene Ontology annotation, cellular component: Mpp10 complex; nucleolus; small-subunit processome. Gene Ontology annotation, molecular function: rRNA primary transcript binding; snoRNA binding. The coding region runs from base 1 to 873 and encodes 290 amino acids.